CCCGCCAACGACUUGGAUGGUGAAGUUGACAAAAGAGGAAAGGAGGCAGAGGGCGUGGCAAGAGAAGCAUGGCCACUGGAAGAGGUGCAGCAAUUGGUGUGGCUCCCCAUUCACAAUCGUACCCUCAUCCUCUUUCUCUCUCCGCCUCCUUCCCUUCUAUCACCACAUUUUCACUCUCCCGGCGCCACUCUUUUUCUCUCUCCUCCACUAAGGAGAAGAAGCCGCGCGUCAAUCUGCUGCUGGGCUCGGCUGCCGAGCCCACAACCACUUCUUCCCCCUCCUCAUCUCUCCAAAACGAUGCGACCUUCGUUUCUGAUACUGAGUUUUCCCUUGCCAAGGUCUCAUUUGGUGUAAUUGGGCUAGGAGUUGGCUGUACACUUCUCUCAUAUGGCUUUGGGGCAUAUUUUAACAUUCUCCCUGGUUCGGAGUGGUCUGCAUUAAUGUUGACGUAUGGGUUUCCUCUGGCAAUCAUUGGGAUGGCCCUUAAGUAUGCAGAGCUCAAGCCAGUGCCUUGUCUUACAUAUUCAGAUGCCCAACUUUUGAGGGAAAAUUGUGCAACUCCUAUUCUGAAACAGGUGAGAAAUGAUGUCAUAAGAUACCGCUAUGGAGAUGAACAACAUUUGGAGGAAGCCCUGAAAAGAAUUUUCCAAUAUGGUCAGGGUGGAGGAAUUCAACGGAGAAAUGCUCCCAAACUUAAGAUGAUCCGAGAAGAAGCCACUGAAGAAGGAAAGUACUGCUUAGCCCUUGUGUUUGAGGCAAAAGCUUUGCAGUUGUCAGACUUCGAACAAAGACAAGCUAAAUUUGCGUCAUUCUUUGGGCCAGGAAUUACUGCCGAAGUUGGGAAAGGUGAGGAGGAAGGUCUUUAUGAAGUCAAGUUAAUUUCAGAUACGACUCUAUGAAGUAUUCAGCCUGUAAUGUUGAAGCCUACUCUCACUGUAAUAUGCCAUUGUAUGAUUAAAACUGAUCUGUAUAAAACCAAAUUGUGCAUUCAAUAUCAAAAAUAUCUUUGAAGCUUGUGCUUAA
Molecule: messenger RNA, 1023 nt
Organism: Amborella trichopoda
Lineage: Eukaryota; Viridiplantae; Streptophyta; Magnoliopsida; Amborellales; Amborellaceae
Gene: APE1
Product: acclimation of photosynthesis to environment
Source: RefSeq, a predicted model, not a curated record